Messenger RNA from Pelobates cultripes (western spadefoot toad), 12196 nucleotides. The record is from the annotation of a GenBank genome assembly. Lineage: Eukaryota; Metazoa; Chordata; Amphibia; Anura; Pelobatidae.
CGACUAGCUCUGGGAGUCACAGCAGGAGGAGCGCGACAUUUAAACCUGGGAUCGGCCGCGACGGACGACGGGAGCUGCUCGUGUAGGACCGGAGCACAGACACGGUAACUGACCGGGCCCCGCCCCCCCGGCUGAGUGUGAGUGUAACCGGGCCCCGCCCCCCCCGGCUGAGUGUGAGUGUAACCGGGCCCCGCCCCCCUGACCGAGUGUGAGUGUAACCGGGCCCCGCCCCCCCGGCUGAGUGUGAGUGCUCGCGGCCCGCUCCCUGGCUGAGUGUGAGUGUAACCGGGCCCCGCCCCCCCCGGCUGAGUGUACCGGGCCCCGCCCCCCUGACCGAGUGUGAGUGUAACCGGGCCCCGCCCCCCCGGCUGAGUGUGAGUGCUCGCGGCCCGCUCCCUGGCUGAGUGUGAGUGUAACCGGGCCCCGUCCCCCCCUCCCGGCUGAGUGUGAGUGUCCGCGGCCCGCUCCCCGCUCCCUGGCUGAGUGUGAGUGUGAGUGCGAGUGCUCGCAGCCCGCUCCCCAGUAUUGGCCCCUCUCACAGACCAGGCCUCCGGCACUGAAAGGGGAGUCUGGAUUCUAGUUGCCCUGGCUGCAUGUUACCGGUAUGAGUAGACCAGGGGUGUCCAAACUUUUUUCAAGGAGGGACAGAUUUGAUGAAGUGAACAUGCGUGAGGGCCAACCAUUUUGCCUGACAAAUUAACUAUUUUAUUGCAAACGGCAUACUUUUCAUUUCAUCUCUUUAUUCUGUCUGAGAUCUCUUUAUUUUGUCUUUUUACUCUGUCCUUCUGCCCCUCUGUAUUCUGCCAGUCUGCACCUCUGUACUCCGUCUGUAUUCUGCCAGUCUGCACCUCUGUACUCCGUCUGUAUUCUGCCCGUCUGUAUUCUGCCAGUCUGCACCUCUGUACUCUGUCUGUAUUCUGCCCCUCUGUAUUCUGCACCUAUUUAUUCUGUCGAUUCUCUUCAGGGAGAAGGAACCAAAUCCCGCGAAUCCCAUGACGUCCACGAAAUCCCGCAAUGUCCAAGAGAUCACAAGAAUGCAGACUGAGAUCACUGCACGUCCGACUGCGUUCUCGCGAUAUCUUGGCCCCCCCAGUGAAUCCCCGAGCGCCGCUCAGGACCACAGCGUUCAAAGACCCAGGGGUCCCGAGAGGCGCUCGGGGAUUCACUGGGGGCCACAAUAGGUAGAUUAGCCAAACUACCAGUGGGGCCGUAUUAAACCGGAACGCAGGCCGCAGUUGGCCCGUGGGCCGGACUUUGGACAUGCCUGGUCUAGUGAAUGAGCCCUUUGUUGAAGUUAUCUCACUUUUAUUCCCUUGUGUCAAGAGGUUUUAUAGUCCUUGUCCAUAUUUCCAGAGGGUCUAAAACACCCCCCAUGAUCUGUACUAAAAACCUCUUCCAAAAUGAGGUUCUGAUGUGUAAGGACAGAGUUCUAAUUGCUUUCUCAUACUGAUGUUGGGUACCAGAAAGGCUGUAUAAAACGAACCACAGAUUUUUGUUUUGUUCUAAAGAUAGUCACUGCAAAUGUUUCUCUUCUAAGCAGUAAACCAUUUUCUUGCAUCACAAAGUCCUGAUUUACUUUACUUCUCAAGCAUCUUGAGUUCAUUACCUUGUGUUCCAUGAUAGUCCUUAAAUAAUCCAUUUUUACCUGUCUGCUGAUGAUUCAGUAAUAUACUGAACUGCACGAGAACCCAAAGAACUUGGGUGACUCAUGCCAUAGGACACACUAUCUCCAAUAAUGUAAAUAUAACUAAAUGGACCCUCUGAGCACCUUAAUGUAGUGGUUUUGGUGCCUAGAUGUUGUCUCUUUUACCAGGACAAUGUAAGCCUGACAAACUGCAUUGAUUACAUUUGUCUGAAACACGCCUCCAGCAGCUGUCAGAUAACUCUUCCUCCUCAGCGUCUUCACACACCGCAUGAUGGUGACAAAUGAAGCCCUGGAUAGUCAAAACACAGCUUCUGAAAUAAUGACUGCAAUGGUAGAGGAACGCUUGCAGUGUGGAGUUCCAGUUUUGGUUUGCUAGUACAUUUAAAAAAAAAAAAAAAAAAAUUUUUUCAACUGCACAGGUUGCCAUCACUAAUGCUUUAUUAGUGUAUUUAUUUAUAGUAGUUACUCAGCAGAUGUGGUGUGUGUGUGUUUUUUUUUUUUUUUAAUUGUAUUUAUUUAUUUGUGUGCAAAUGUUUGUGUUUUUAAAACAGUAUUCCUUGUUUCCUGCAGGCAAUGUCUAUACAGGUAAAAGAGCAGAAAGAUUCCGGAUGGAAUUUUACUCAAACCGUUCUGGAUGAGAAAUCAUCUACUCAAUUUAUUAAACAACUCACGGAGAAAAAAAGCACAGGGAAAGAAAAUGAGCUCGAUAACCAUUCUACUAAAGUGAAACGAAAAGCAAAGUUGUCCAUGUACCCUUCUCCUGGGAAUAUCUUGCACACUGGGCGGCAACUACAUCGAACCCCAGGCCCAGGGGUAUUACCUCUGUUGCCCUCUCAAGUCUUUGAGCCAAAUGUAGCUGGAAAUAUUUCAUUCGAGAACUUGUACAGGACCCUAACUCAGAACGCCUUUAAGGACACUGAUAAUAGGGUUCCUUCGGGCAAGCAGCUUGACCGUACGGUUGUGUUCUCAAAUGAUCAUGAAGCAACAUCCAACUGUAUUGGACAAAAAAUGACUCCAAUGACCUGUGAACGUUCUGUGAACAAAACAAAAACCAAGGCAGUCCAGGACAUCGAUAGGCCAAGAGAGGUCACAAGACGGCAUUCUGAGCUAUGUGCGAAAGAGCAAGGGUGUAUGAAGUCUGAGGUUAAGAACCAUAUGAAUGAAGUGAGUAUGACCUGACAGUUAAUUUUAUUUAUUGUUUCCCCCACUCUCCCCUCAUGAGCUGCACCACUGUAACCACCUAAUAUAGGGUGACCCUUCAAAAUAUGCAAGAGAAAGUGAUGUAUAGAAUCCCACAAGUGGAAACUAACAUUGAGAGAGCUCUACUGGUAUAUUAGAUGAGGAAGGGAGGCCCUACCUUUAAUCAAUCUAACGAUAUUGCAGGGGUUAAUUUAGCAACCAAGGGGUCUGGUGUCAUUAACUAUUUCACUUCCACACUCCCCACUGUCUCGGCUCGGCCAAUAUCCCACGUUUGUGACAGGGUACUAUAUUUUCAGUGACCGGGUUACUUGGAAGAUGCACAUUUCAAGGUGUGUUUCAUGUUUUACAGGGAUGUACAACUGAAGGAGUCAGAGGUUGCAGAAAAUCAGUACAUUUUAACCGGAGAAUAAGCGAAUUGCCUGUUAAGGGUAAGCAUUUUCUCUAAAAUAUCACACAAUGUAAUAUAAAGUGAAAUAUAUUGUUUUAAAGGGACACUAUGUUCACCAGAACAACUACAGCUUAAUGUAGUUGUUCUGGUGUAUGUCCAUGCAGGCAUUUUAAUGCAAGCACUCUCUUUUUAGAGAAAAGGUAGUGUUUACAUUACUGCCGAAAAUCACCUCUAGUGGCAGUCACUCAGACUAGAGCUGCUUCCUGUGUGCAGCACUGACAUUCAGCUUCUCCAUGUUCUGCAUGUAGGGGCUGAACUUUCCUCAUAGAGAUGAAUUGAUGUUAAAGCAUUUCUAUGAGGAGAUGCUAAUUGGCGCAGCGUGUUGGUUUGCAGCACAUGUACUCUCCAUGCUUUCCUAUGAGAGAGCAUUGCAUUGGCUGAGUGUCAAUUUUGAUCAUCUCAGACAAGUGGGUGGAGUCAGCCACCACAGAUCCGUGCGGUUCUGGGAUAAAUGUGCAUAAACACACCAUUUUAAUAGCUUUCAGGGGCUUAAAUAGUGCUUUCAUAACUGGUGACCAGAAUACAUGUUUCUAUUCCUAUCACUAUAGUGUUCCUUUAAUACAGUGAUCAAGCAUUUAAUAGCAUAGUAAUGACAUGGUUUAACAAUACCACUCACUGACUAGCCAUUAGCGAGUAUGAAUUCACCCCUGGUGAGUGUGCCAUGGACCCACCAGGCUUAUUGUGGCAAGUAAGCUUUAGGCCUGUCAAGUAGUGCAAGACUUAGGAUUUUAUAAAAUAAAAAUUAAUAAUUUUAGGACGAGGGUUACAGUUCUAACAAGUCAGUCCUCAUUUCAACUGUGUGCAUUCCUUUCUAGUUUCUUAAAGGAACACUGUAGUGUUAGGCAUGUAUUCCUAAUGUUAUAGAGUUGUAGUGACCAUUUAGAUUCAUGGGUCUCUCCUAACUGAAAGAAAUAUAAAUAUUUACCAUUUCAGCCCCCACCGCAGCUGCCCUGCCUCCUUGGCUGAGAUCAUCAGUCUUGAUGCUCUCAGACAAUCCAAUACUUCCCUUUAUAUCUGGUCUGUUUCUCUUGUCAAUCAGGUUUAAACCCGCUACGUGUUUCUGGUGUACUGAGGAAUUUGCCAGGCUAUGAAUGCCGAAAAGAAGACCUAGAGUUUCUUAAACACAUGGAAAACAUGGAAAGGACAAAACUGUUGAAGGUACCAAUAUUUUUUUUUUGUCAUUGUUUUAUUAAAUGUAAAAAAAGUAGUUUUUAUACUACAUAGUAAAUGUAAUCAUGGCAACCUUUUCAAGCAGGGUUCUUAAAGGGACACCGUAGGCACUGUAUCUGCUUCAUCUCAUUAAACUGGUUAUAGUGUCUGGAGUCCCCUGGUACCAUCAUUUCUUUCAGCAUUAAACAGUUUUUAAUGUUGUUAUGUUUUAAUGCUAAACAAGAGUCCACGGCAGUCUAUCCACUCUGUGCUGCUUUGGCUAAUAAGGAAGUAUUACCCUGAGAGGCAAUGGGCAGCUGUGAUUGGCUGAGAGUGUCAGUUGGCUGCUUUUAACCUGUCAGAGCUCCAACUGACGGUAUGGAUGGGUAUGAAAACAAGGAAGUGUGUAAUCUCUGCCUUAGCUACACAUACAGAAGGGGCCGGACUGUGGGUGGCCAGGGACUCUUAUUUUGUGGCAUAUUGCACAAACAUUGUGCAACACUGAAUGGAGGGACAGUGCCAGGCCACUCCAGGCACUAUAACCAAUUCAAAGAGACAAAGUGGUUAUAGUGACUACAGUGUCCCUACAUAUUUACAGAUAAUGCUGACUGAAAUAGAUGAUUUGGGGGCAGGAGGCUCUGUUAUUGACCUCAAAGUAGAUACAAAUUCAAGAAUAUAAAUUCUCGUUCUACUUGUGGUCAUUCUUAGAGUAGCAACAUUUCUAUGGACACCUAAGUGUGUGUCAAAUUAUUUACCAGUUGUUUUUAGUAUAUUUCUGUGGUGUGUGUGUGUGUGUGUGUGUGUGUAUAUAUAUAUAAUUUUUUUUAUUUUUUUUUAUUAUUAUUCUUUUUCACUGCCAGCGUGUGUGAAACUAAAUACCAAACAGAAGAAUUUAGGCUGAAACAAACAAACUAUUUGACUGUAUCACUAGACUAAAUUAUUAUAGCUGAAUUGGAGAAUUCUUUCAAAUUAGGACAUUUCUACAAAAUUUUGAUAUUGGGUUUUCAGUUUAUUACAAUUGACUUCAAAGUACAUCAUAAAAUAACAAGUUAGUAAAAAUUAAAGCAGAGUUAAGAUUGGUCACCACCACCAGACAGUUUGAUCUAAGAUACACAAUUUUCAGUUUUGCAUCCAUUGAAGGAAUAAACGGUAAAUCAAAAAAUAUUAUAUAGCCAAAAUUAACUUCUUAAAAUACCUAUUUUUAACCCCUGUUUUUGUUUAAUUACCUUGACUUCCUUCUUACCAGGAUGAAUUGCUGUCUCUGAGAAAAGAACGGAUUACUUCAAACCAAGAAAAGGAAUUAGCAGUUGCUAGAAAGGAAAAAAUUGAAAAUGAUAUUCAGGGAAUGGUAAGAAUAAGAAUGGGGUAUCUUUUAGCUGCAGCAAGUCAAAGGAAGUAGCACUUGGUUUGUUUUGCGCAUGCACAUGGCUCCUGAAAGGAAAAUGUAUGGUAGAUGGGUGUCCUAUAGAAGUCUUUCACUUUGCAGGCCACUUUGGAGAACAAUGAAGUAGAGAUGUAGGCCUCAUAUAGGUGCAGCUCUGUGCCAGCAAAGUGCAGAACAAAUGUUUGGCAUAUAUUGUCAUCUGGGUGUCAUGCUGUCAGUGGGUUACCUGGCACCUUUCUGUAGGCCCAGUGUGUUGGGAUCAAUUGGCAAAUCUCUACUUUUUAUGUUAGGAGAUGGGAGGAUACCUUUAUAUAUUGAGUCGUCCUAUCAUCACUUUACUAUUUAGAUACAUUUUUAGGUGUUAACUCUUUAUUAAUCGCCCUGGACAUCCUGUAUGUUGCUAUGUGUAUUCAUACCCGACUUCCUGCAAGCUUAGGUUAACAGGGCUCUUGUCACAUUAUUUACUAAUGUGAGAAUCCAAAGUGAAUUUAAAUUAUAAGGCCAAAGUUCCUGAAUUGGUAAAAUUCUGUGAGUUUGCUAUGCUUCCAGUUCAGCUAUUUUGGUUUAAAUUGUGAAAUUCACCUUGCAUUCCAUCUGAAUUCCUGAUGAUUAUUGUGUGUGUGUUAGUUAUAGUGCUGAGUAAUCAUGUUGGUGCUUAAUAAAUAUCCAUCCUCUCCUAAAUCAUUAAAAAGCAAACUGUGAAACCUUGUCAAGUUGUACUGUUUUUUUUUUUUUUUUUUUUUUUGAUAAAUGUGGAAACAGUCACAUUCUCUUAUCUAAUUUAAUCUGCAUAUUCAGUCUAUAUGUUGGCAUUAAAUGGCCCAUAUCUGGGUGUGUUUUGCAGAGACAUUCCUAUGAGUGCACUGUGCAGCUUGGAAGAGCGUUCUUGUGUAAGACCCAGAACCCCUCUUCUGUGAGUUCAUUAUCUGAUAAGGAUGUCCUGAAGAGGUUAAACCCAGUGUCCAUUCGGCAUGUGCUGGAGGAUGAGCGAAACCAGCUAUUCAAUGCUCAGGAAGAACUGACCAGGAGGAAACAAGAGGCUCCCAGCCCUGCAAAUCAUGUACAGGAAGAUAUGAGGUAGCUUAUUAAACCAUUGGGUUCUAUGUUAAAAUACCUAGCCCAGGGUUUUGGCCAAUAGAUGACGUUCUUUUUUUAAUGUUUCAGUGUAAGGGUUGAAUCUUGUAACCAGCGUGUGAAGGAGGCUGAACACAGAGUACAGCAGUUGCAGGUAAGAAUUUCAACAAGUUCAAGUAUCAUAUUCCACAUGCUAUAGGUUUAUACACAUACGCACUCUGGGAUUUCCACCGUAUAUUUUAGAGUAACACCAUCAAUCUUGAUAAAGACCAAGAGAGUGGAACAUUGAAGAAUCACAGAGAGUGCUCUAUUCUUUUUUGCUUAAUACAGUGCUGGGAAACACCCGGGUGGUUAAUGACCGUUAUUGAGCAAAUUAAGGUAGAGAGUCAGAUUUUGAUUGAUCUAGAGAGCUAUUUUCACACGUACGUGCUUGGUCAAAAUAAAAUAACUGGAUUAUUUAGAUGAAGUAUUAGAGAGAGAGAAUAUGAAUAUAUAUUACACAUGUAUGUACAAAUCACAAAUCUGCUGAAUACGAUUAAACUUCUUACAAGAAACUACUGAAUACAUUUGAAAAAUGUGAAUACAAUUUGUUUUUUAUUUAAUGUUGCAUUAUUAAUUUAUCUUGCCAUUCUCUCCCUGAUUGGGGGAAGUCUUGUCUGUAGUAAUUAGUUUCUUCAAUUUGCUAGGAAGAAAUAAUUGUUCUCCAGCAGCAAGUAGAAACUACACAGAAAGAGGUUGCAGAGGUAAGCUUUGGUUUUGAAAGAUUUUUUUUUUUUUUUAUUAAAACAUUUUUGAGGUCUGGUAUUAAUGACUUGUAUACCUGAAGUUAAAAUAAAUGAUGGGUCUCUAAAAUUCAGAUACUUUUAUAAACUGUGUUUUGAUGGACUAAAAUAUGGUGAUACCAUACUGCCAUAUGGUGUUCCAAUAAUACCCUUGUAAGACAAUUUUUUUUUUUUUUUUUGUAAAUAAUAAAAUCUAAAUAUACAUUUUUUUUUUAUUAAUACUGUCUGCCAUUAAAACAAGUAGAGACCCUACUCUGAUUGCCAUUCUGGAUUAGUAACAGCGCUCUAUAAAGCAAAUGAUGGCAAAAACUGACAUCUCAUCUGCUAUAGGUGCCUUCAGCACUACAAUGUAAUGAUACAAACUCAUGCAGCAUCUCCUGUGUGUGAUUCAAAUAGUGCAUCCAACAUGGUAGUCAGUGUGGACAUAGGCCUUCUGUGGCACUGGUGUUAUUCAAAUGACUUUUAUUUACUAAAAUGCAAAUGGUGUAGAAUUGGCACCGGAGUUGGAAAUUUUAGGGAACGAUAGCAGCUGGAUUGGCAGGCUAGUUUUUUUUCUUUUUCUCCCCAAUGCAGAUAUUCUGAUCUAAAAAUUGCAAUGGGGGUUUUCAGUUCACUGUAAAUAUACCCUGUAGAUGUUACAUUAACCACGCUUCUUCUGUUAGUUCUCUGAGGAUGUCUGUGAAAUCUCAUCCCAAUUUGAAUAAAUGUAUGAAAAUAAAAACAUGCAGACCAGGCUGUCGCUAAAAUGUAAAUUAAUUCUGUUCUACAUAGCUUCAGUUUAGAUUUAGCAGUAAUAGGGAUUUUUUUUUUUUUUUUUUUGUGCAUCCUAUUUCUAAUAAUUCAAUUUUGGCAAUUGUCAGUUUAUUAAUAGCUAGCAGGUGGCACACUUAUUCUAUUUUAUAUUCUCAUCAUAGCUUUAAUUAUUCUGUUGUGGACAAUGCAGUUACAGCCUGGGUAAUGGCUGCACACUGGAUGACACAGUCUCUGUAUUGAUAGGAAUGCUCCAAUUUAGUGAUGAAGUUUUUGCUUCACAUCUUUUUCUGCCCAUGAACAAUUUACAGUACUAGCCACCCUUAAAAGGCAACCUCUUGCCUAUAAUCAAUAAGAUAAGUCAAAGCACUUUAUUUUUCUUCUGGCGUGGCAUCAAGAGUAAUUAUAUGCAUGUAAGUGUAUCUGACAGACUCAUAGAAACAUGGGCCGGCAGAUAAGAACCAUUUGGCCCAUCUAGUCUGCCCAAUUUUCUAAAUACUUUCAUUAGUCCCUAGCCUUAUCUUAUAGUUAGGAUAGCCUUAUGCCUAUCCCACGCAUGCUUAAACUCCUUUACUGUGUUAACCUCUACCACUUCAGCUGGAAGGCUAUUCCAUGCAUCCACUACCCUCUCAGUAAAGUAAUACUUCCUGAUAUUAUUUUUAAACCUUUGUCCCUCUAAUUUAAGACUAUGUCCUCUUGUUGUGGUAGUUUUUCUUCUUUUAAAUAUAGUCUCCUCCUUUACUGUGUUGAUUCCCUUUAUAUAUUUAAAUGUUUCUAUCAUAUCCCCCCUGUCUCGUCUUUCCUCCAAGCUAUACAUGUUAAGAUCCUUUAACCUUUCCUGGUAAGUUUUAUCCCGCAAUCCAUGAACCAGUUUAGUAGCCCUUCUCUGAACCCUCUCUAAGGUAUCAAUAUCCUUCUGAAGAUACGGUCUCCAGUACUGUGUACAAUACUCCAAGUGAGGUCUCACCAGUGUUCUGUACAAUGGCAUGAGCACUUCCCUUUUCUACUGCUAAUACCUCUCCCUAUACAACCAAGCAUUCUGCUAGCAUUUCCUGCUGCUCUAUUACAUUGUCUGCCUACCUUUGUCAUCAGAAAUAAUCACCCCUAAAUCCCUUUCCUCAGAUGUUGAGGUUAGGACUCUAUCAAAUAUUCUGCACUCUGCCCUUGGGUUUUUACGUCCAAGAUGCAUUAUCUUGCACUUAUCCACAUUAAAUGUCAGUUGCCACAACUCUGACCAUUUUUCUAGUUUACCUAAAUCAUUUGCCAUUUGGCUUAUCCCUCCUGGAACAUCACCCCUGUUACAUAUCUUAGUAUCAUCAGAAAAAAGACAUACCUUACCAUCAAGACCUUCUGCAAUAUCACUAAUAAAAAUAUUAAAGAGAAUGGGUCCAAGUACAGAUCCCUGAGGUACCCCACUGGUGACAAGUCCAAGCUUCGAAUAUAUUCCAUUAACUACAACCCUCUGUUGCCUGUCACUCAGCCACUGCCUUACCCAUUCAACAAUAUUGGAAUCCAAACUUAAAGAUUGCAGUUUAUUGAUAAGCCUUCUAUGUGCAACAGUGUCAAAAGCCUUACUGAAAUCUAGGUAAGCAAUGUCUACUGCACCACCCUGAUCUAUAAUUUUUUUACCCAAUCAAAAAAAAAAAAAAUACUCCCCAGUAGUGCUAUUCUGUCUAUCUUGCCAAGGGUGCCAGUUAGGGCUAUGCUCAUCUGAACCUUCAUUGGAGCUAGCUUUGAAACCAGAGCCGAAAUCAGAAACUUUAUUAAAAUGUCCAUCUUAUAAAUAUUUAACAAGCUCUCAUUUUGCUAGCUGAUUGGCUAGCACAUUGUAUAGAUUAAUACGUUGUUAAUCUACAGUGGGUUCUAUUAUACAUAGCUGAAUCCCUUAACACACAAUAUGGCGUUAGUGAGCACACUGUGUACUUAGUUUAAACCAUGCUAUAAUCCCAACCCUGCAAGUUCAGAUAGCAAGAUUUUUUUUUUUUAAUUUUAUUUCUUGUAGUUUAAUGUUAUAUAUUUUAUUGCACCAGGAACAUUUGCAAAAGAAAAACGCACAAAUUCAAAGCUGCAUUAAACACGCUUAUGUCUCGGAGGGAAACCACAGUCUGACGGAAGCUGAGCGAGAGCGAAUGGACCGCCGACUUCAGCGAGUUGUACGCCGAAAAUACCUUUACUUAGAAAGGGAAAGGCUAUUACAGAGGAUAAAAGAGAACUUAUAAUGGGGAUGUUUAAUUCUGAAUUCAUCAUGUUAAAAUAUUUGGUUAUAAAGUUUCAUGUUAAUAUUUUAUAAUGCUAAUCUAUUAAAUGUGUUCUGUCAUGUACAAUAAAGCACAUGCUAGUUGAGCUAUAGUUAAUAUUUGCCACUAUGAAGCAUGGUCAGGUAGCACACAUUCUGAAACCAUAUGCCUGUUAUGGAUCCCAUACUGUCACAAGUCUGUAAAUAUAACGGUCUUAAACAUUGCAAAUUAACACUUAAUCGACACAUUCACCACAUUAAGUACAGUUUACUCUUGAAGGCUGAAAUACAGGUUUAGCCCUUUUUGAUGGAUAAUCUAAAGUUGCAAAUCGGUAUAGCAAUAACGGUUACAAAGGGAUCACCAUUGUUUUCUGUGAAGUAGUAUUUAUAAAUGGCUGAAACAUUCCACCAUGCUGUGCAAUAGGUGGACUAAAACUAGUUUUUGCAACAAGCCAAACUGGAUGUAGAGGGAAAAAAAGAUGCUGAGGGCCACCUCAAAUUAACUCACUUUCUAAGGGGAAUUGGGUAAAAUGACAUGAUAAAAAAUAUGCACACUUUUCUGUAAUCUUAAAUUGCCUAUGGCAUAGGCAUAAUGUGACAUGGUACCUUUUGGACCAUUACCAAGUCAUUUGUGGUAGUUUUAAAAAAUAAAUAAAAAAAAAUACAUUUUAUGCUGUAUUAUAAAAAUAAUGCAGACAUUUUAGGCACAUUGGUCAGUUAAUCUUAUAACAUGCAUGCUUCAAUCAAAUAUGUUCUCAGCCCAGAAUUUCAAGGAUAUUGGGUUGAUUGCUAAUACUCUGGACAACCAUUUCUAGCCAUUAUCUGCCUUCCAUAGUGACUGAGCUCAGCAGCAGGGGACCCGACUACACCUGAACUGCCAGUAAAAUUAUGAAUGCUAGAGCUAGUUAACACUAAUGAAUCAUCAUACUGAGAAUUUGUAUAUUUAUCAUGAAGUGACCUGUAAGUUCUUGGUACCAUAACCACAUCAAUAAGCAGUAAUGAGUUUGGUACUUGAUGUCUAUUUAAUGCCAUUAGAGACCUUUUAGUUCAUGGAUACAAUUUCAGAGAGUACUUUUAUUGAUAAAUAGAAUUAAAAAAAAAAAAAGUUAAAAGAAUUACAUAACACAUUUCAUAAUACUUUUUCACCAGGUUCAUACUUUUGAGAGCCAUUGUAUGGUUAAAUGUUUAUUUAAAUGUUUUUAUAUAGUUCUUUUACCCUAUUUUUUGUUGUUGUUGUCAAUGAAAGCACUUUACUGGACCUGUUUGCUGCUGGAUUCCUGUACUCUAAAUCCUUGGUGGGGAUACCACCUAAGCUUGUUCGACAGCCAUCCCUAUUUGCUCUAUCAAAUGCAAGCAGUUUUUAUCCAUUUUAUCACUUUACAGUCUACACUAUUGUGGUUUUAUUUUCUCUUUUACUUAUAUAAAUCAGAGAGAGCACAUAUAUCCCAGAGUGGGGAUCGUACCACUUCACAACAUACCUGGGGGGCCGCUCUGUAGGCUCCAGUACACGUGAGUGCACAUCUUUUAU